AUGGAAAUAGGCAUCGCAGUCUGUACAAAUGGGUGCCUGAUUUGGUUGGGGAUGACGCGAAUGUCCGACCCUUGCCGAUCAGAGGCAAAACACAGAACUUUACCUUUCAAUCUCCGCGCAACUCCAUCGAAUCGAGAAAAAAGGGGUAAAUCACCCAACGUCGGUGCCGAGUCGGUCAACCCUACAACAUACUAG
Messenger RNA from Penicillium hordei, 195 nucleotides. RefSeq lists its product as uncharacterized. The coding region runs from base 1 to 195 and encodes 64 amino acids. The record is from RefSeq and is a predicted model, not a curated record. NCBI's taxonomy places the organism in Eukaryota, Fungi, Ascomycota, Eurotiomycetes, Eurotiales, Aspergillaceae. The transcript is spliced from 2 exons.